This is a messenger RNA of Eurytemora carolleeae, 1037 nucleotides long. RefSeq lists its product as uncharacterized. NCBI's taxonomy places the organism in Eukaryota, Metazoa, Arthropoda, Copepoda, Calanoida, Temoridae. The transcript is spliced from 11 exons. The record is from RefSeq and is a predicted model, not a curated record. Bases 333 to 1037 code for a protein of 234 amino acids.
UCCUUUAAGUAAAUGGUAAAUGGUACUUUUAAAUCCUUUUUCUAAUCGAUUGUUGUUCUUCUUCCUGUUCAAUUCUAACAUUUUCCUUAUUUGUUUUUGUUACAAAAAUCCACAAGUCACAUUUAUGUAGAAAGCACAAGUAUAAAUAAUCAAUUUUUGAAGUAAGAAACAUGGAUAUCUUAUUAAUUACCUAUCAUACAACGCUUUUUAGGAUACCUUUGCAAAUUGGACAUGUCACUCUAAAAACGGAGAGUCACUUAAGAAUCCUUGUCAUCAGUCUUUAUAAGUGUGUCACCCACAAAGGAUGAGGCUUAGAAGACGACCAAAAAUCUAUGACACAUAAUAGUUACGAGAAAAUGGACAGAUUAGCUGGAUUAUUUAAGAGAAGCUCAGAGUCCGGAGACCGCAGUUGCCGAGGUGUUGGGGGAGAAGCAGUCCGUGGAGUUGGAGGAGAAGGGGAAGAUGGAGUAGAUGAUGGAGAUCUAGAGGAUGGGAGUAAAAAUAGGAAAAAUCAGAAAAUAUACAAUAAUAGCGCAAUUCCUUCCAUUAGCUGGAACGUUUUUCGACAUGAAGGAGUAACAGAAGAUUUAGAUAGUAUAGGAAAUUUUUCCAGUAGCACUGCGUUCACAGAUUUAGUUGAUAUCAUGUCAAAACACAGGAUAAAAUAUCACAGUCCUCAUAACCCUCCAGGAACAGAAUCAAAUUUCUGGAAUCUGGUAAAAUGGCAGUUUUUAUUUGUAAGUCUGUUGACCUUUUUCUGGUGUUUAGCACUCUUUCUAUACCUUAGUCUAGUGGAUCCUUUCGAGCCACGGCCUCAGCCAACCAAUCCUUAUUCGAGCUUAAUAUCCUUCCGUCAUGGUGGUAGUGGGGACUGGGAGGUUCUUAAUUCAAGAAUCAAAGAAUUUAUAAAGGGGUACUCAUUUGGUGAGCGUAUAGGAGCUUCAAGUGUGUGUAACUGGAACACCACGCUUACUAAAGAUUUUAGGUAUAAAGGAAGAAUAGGAACUCAACACUUGCCUCAAAUCCAAAGUUGUUAG